UCUCCCUCCACCACUCUUGUCUUCUGUAACUCUCUCACUCCUCCCCUCUCUCUCUCACUAAAACAUUUGUCUCCACCCCCAACUCCAAACCCACAACUUUUGCAGUCAGUAUUUUCCAAAAAUAUAAAAUAAAAAAUUCAAUUCUUCGUUCCACAAAUUUUCCCAACCAGAUUUCGUCGGCCCCCUUUCUCCAAACCCCUUUUCGAUUUUCCCAAAUGCAAAAAAAAUGAAGUUCAAAUUUCAUCACAACACACUGAUCAUCAUCAUCAUCGCCGUUAUUACAGCCCUAUUUCUAACAAUCCUCAUCGUCUCAACCUAUUGUUGUCUGAGAAGAAGGAGAAGAAAGGGGGGAGAAGAAUCGGGUCGGAAAGAUCUAGAACGUUCGAGAGAUUCCAAAAUCGGUGAAGGGUUAGAGAAGAAUCGUUCUUCAGGGGAAUAUUUCAUGAGGUUUGAGGGAGGUGAGAAUCUCAGCGUGGAGGAAAUCUUGGAUGCUCCUGGCGAGGUUAUCGGGAAAUCCUCGUACGGAACCUUGUACAGAGCGUAUUUAUUGCAUUCGAACUGGUUUGCAUUGCUGAGGUUCUUGAGGCCGACUUGCAGUGUGAGUGGGGAAGACGAUGUUCUAAGAGAGGUCGAGGUUUUGGGGGGUGUUAGGCACCCCAAUUUGGUGCCUUUGUGUGCUUUUUAUGGGGGGGCGAGGGGGGAGAAGCUCAUGGUUCAUCCCUUUUAUAGGGGUGGGAAUUUGGCUGAUUUCAUACGAGAUGGGAAUGUCGAUGCACACAAAUGGCCGGUAAUCCGAGCGAUCGCACUCGGAAUAGCUCGAGGAAUUUACCAUCUCCACACGGCAUUCGAGAAUCCCGUCAUCCACGGGAACCUCAAGUCGAAAAACGUGUUCUUGGACGCUAACCACAACCCGUACGUCUCGGAUUUCGGAUUACAUCUUCUCCUGACUCCGUCGGCGGGGCAAGAAAUGCUCGACGCAUCAAUGUCGAACGGAUACAAACCGCCGGAGCUGAUCAAAAUGAAGGAUGCGAGCGAGGAGAGCGACGUCUAUAGCUUCGGCGUGAUCCUUCUCGAACUUCUGACGGGGAAAGAACCGAUCGACAAGAACCCGCCUCGGGGCCACGAAUCUCAUCUUCUCGAUGAGGCGAGCACCGCGAUUCUCGACGAUCGCGUCGACCCCCUGUUCCAUCCCGGAAUUUUUUCGGGACUAACCGACGACGAGCGAGCGGUCGUUCGGGAUCGCGUCUUUAAAUUUUUCCAGCUGGCAAUGGCUUGUUGCGCCGCGACUCGUCUCCUACGGCCUCAUAUGAAGCAAGUCGUCGACCGGCUCGAAGAGAUCGGGGCGUGAGUAAAAAAAUCCCUCAAAAAAAAAAACGAGAAAAAUUCGCGAUGCGAAUGUAAAGCUUCGUGUUUUUUUUUUCGAUCAAUGUGGUUGAAAGUGACUCGGGGGUUGACUUUUAUAGCGCGUGGACUUAGCCAAGGUCAACUCCAUCGAAAAAAUGUAGAUCGAUUGCGAUUGAGUAGUUCUCUUUGAGAAAUUUUCAACCAUCCUGGAAAAAAGGGAGGUUUUAGAUCUUUCGAGAAAUUGAUGUGUUGUCGAGCGACCCCAUUAGUUGGGGGGGGCUCUCGACUUGCCUUCUGGGAGGCCCCCAUUAGUUGGGGGGGUCUCGAUUUGCCUUCCGGGAGGCCCCCAAUUGUUGGGGGGGUCUCGACUUGCCCCCCGGGAGGCCUGGGGGUCAUCAAGGAGCGUACCGGGGCUAUCGACUUGGCGCCGGCCGGCCGGAGACAUCUUGUAUGGUGAGAGUUUUAAGGUUAUUACUACCUAAGUGGUGAUUAUAUUGAUCGGAGAAAAUUGUAAGAAUUGCAUAGUCGCAUUGGUAAGUGAAAAAUUGUAAGAAUUGACGGAGAUAUGAAAUUCAUGCAUUUUAUUAUGUAACUUUUGAGUUAUUGAAUGCUGAUUUUGGACC
Messenger RNA from Andrographis paniculata, 1967 nucleotides. RefSeq names its product putative kinase-like protein TMKL1. Gene Ontology annotation, biological process: protein phosphorylation. The transcript is spliced from 2 exons. Bases 227 to 1348 code for a protein of 373 amino acids. Lineage: Eukaryota; Viridiplantae; Streptophyta; Magnoliopsida; Lamiales; Acanthaceae. Gene Ontology annotation, molecular function: protein kinase activity; ATP binding. The record is from RefSeq and is a predicted model, not a curated record.